Candida albicans SC5314 is the source of this 3021-nucleotide messenger RNA. RefSeq lists its product as uncharacterized. The transcript has a single exon. The record is from RefSeq and is a predicted model, not a curated record. Lineage: Eukaryota; Fungi; Ascomycota; Pichiomycetes; Serinales; Debaryomycetaceae. The coding region runs from base 1 to 3021 and encodes 1006 amino acids.
AUGUCAAAUUUAUCAAUUAAUGAAUCAAAUGAUAAUUCAAAUGUAUCCAUUUUACUGAAUAAAAGUGGUGCUCAAAGUAGUACUAAUAGUAGUCCUAAUCUUAUUGUUUUUAAACAACCUGAAGAUUUAUCAAUUCAAUUACAACAACAACAACAAGGAACUCAAGAAGAUACACCAGAAGAAGAAGAAGAAGAAGAAGAAGAGAUGGAACAAAUAACGCAAUUGGAAGUUCAACAAGAAAACCAACCAGACACUUUAUCUUCUAGUCCAUUUAUUUCACGUCCGAAUUCACCCCUUGAUGAUAUAAUUAGACCCCAAGGCACAUCUUCACCAUCAUUGACUAUUAGAGAUUCUUAUUCUUCUCAAGUAGAUAUCAAUAUAUCUAAUUUACACAAGAGUUUGAAUGAGAUGAGAUUAUCAACUGAUCCAGUUGACAACAACAACAAUAACAACAAAGUCAACAAAAACAACCCUACCAAUAGUGAUAUAUCUAAUGAUGAUAUCAUAACCAUCGAUAAUUUGACUCCAAGUAGAAUACAACCAAAAAACAUAUCGCCAUGGAGACAAUUCCGCCCUACGUUACGUGGUAGUCCAGAAUCAACGCCACGGCUGUUGUUUCAAAAUAAACCCAAUUUGAAAUUUAAUAAUGGUCUUAGUCCUACUAAUGGUAGUAGAGAUAUGGUUACAAAUAAUAUUGCUACAACAACCAAAUCAAGAGAAGAAGAAUUGAAUAAACGAAUAGUUAAUUAUAAAAUCCAAUUAAAAUUGAUGAAGAAUUUUUUACAAGAAUUGAUUGAUAGAAAUAAUCUUGAUCCUCAUGAAUUUCACACAUUAUUAAGAAGAAACAAUAACAACAUCAUGAAUAACGAAAACAACCCAUUAUCAACCUCAUUGUCGCAAACUUCAACUUUAGAAAUUCAACAUCAAAAUUUACAAAUUGAACUAGAUGAAGCACUUGAAUUAAAUAAACAAUUGUACAACAAAAUAGAAACUGCAAAUAAGGAAAUCAGUGAUAAGGAUUUGCAAAUUUCUAAUUAUGAAUCAAGAAUCAAUUUAAUUAAUUAUUCUGUUGAUGAAUUAAUUUAUAUUUUGAUCAAUGAAUAUGAUAAAAAUAAUUAUUCCCACGGCGGCAGCAACACCACUAGCCCGGGUAAAGAAACUUUACAACAAUCCAUAUCGGCACAAUUAGAAGUUAAAUUGAAUGUUUUGAAAUUAGAAUUGAUGACUAGAUUGGAUCAACUGCAUCAAUAUAAUAAUAAACCACAUGAUUUAUUUACUCCACCAUACACAUCAUCUGAAUAUGGUGUUAGCACCAACAAUGUCGCUAAUAAGAAUGAUUUGGAAGGAUAUAUUCAUAUUAUCGAAGAUUUGAUUAAAACGGUUGAUGAAUUGGAAUUAACUUGUGAAAAUUACAAGGCAAAUAAGAAUGAAUUACAAAAUCAAUUAGUUGAACAAAUAAAUGAAUCGAUUCGAAUUAAAAAUAAUUUCCAAAUUAUGUCCAAUAAAUUUAAUCAAUUACGUCAAUCAUUGAGUGAGAAAGAAAAUGACAAGAAUCUAGAUGAAUUUAGUAAAAACAAUCACCAGCAACAACAACAACAACAAAUACAACAACUUGAGCAAAAAUUGAUUGAGUAUGAAAAAUGUAUUACAAUAUUACAAGAUGAAUUAGAUCAAUACAAGCAACCUUCCGAUACCACCAAUACUACGAACAACAACAACAAUAACAAUAACAAUAAUAACAGAUCGUCAUAUUCAUCGUACAAUAAUCAUCGCAAUAGUUCAUUGAAUGAAUUGAAUUUAGUGAAUGAUUAUUUACAAUUACAAACAUCGUAUAGUAGAAUCAAUGAUGAAUUGAAUCAGGUAAACAAUGAUUAUAAGCUUUUGAAUAGUUCAACACUGGAGAAAAUCAACAAUUUAACAUCAAAAUUACAAGAAAAAUCAAUUGAAUUAAGAAAUCAAAUGGGGUUGAAUAAUAAAUUACAAACAGAAUUGAAUUUAUCAUUAGAUAAACAACGGAAAUAUAAUACUGAAAGGAUACAAAUGUCGUACACUGUUGAUUCAUUGCGGAAAGACAAUGAGGCAUUACAAUUGAAAGUUAAUAAAUUGACUGAUCUAAUGACAAUUGAUAGAACUAGAGCAGAGAGUAAUUCCCAAUCUACAGCCACAUCAACAUCAACACCAACUCCACAAACGGCUCCAACUCCAGCCCCAUCAGCACUAGCAACCGUAGCACGAACUGCCUCAACGACAUCAUCUUCAACAACAACGGUAAAUACUAAUACCAAGACAACAAACGAAAACAACAAUAGCAGUGCUAAUAUUGAAUUGGGAGUGAAGAAAAUCUCUAUUUUAGAAUAUCAAUACAAAGAUUUAUUAUUAUAUGAUACUAAUCAAUUCAAAAGAUUAAUUGAAAGUUAUAAUAAAAUAGCUGAUGAUAAAUCUUUAUAUGAUCCGAAAAUGAAAUAUGAAAAAUUAUUAAAUCAUAUAACUGAUAUUAAUAAUAGUAAUGGGAUGGGGAAAAAUAUUGAUAUUAUUGAAAAUAUUACUUAUAUUAGAGAUAAACAUAAAUCAAUAUUUGAAUAUUUUAUAAGAGCCACCGAUAUAUUAAUCAAUGAUCAUAUCAAAUUGUUAUUAAAAGAAAAUGAUGAUUCAAUUAAAGUUAAAUAUACUAAAUUAAAUGAUAAAUUGAAUAAAUUGAUUAAAGAAAAUGAAUCAUUGAAAUCGGAAUUAGAAUUUAUGAAUCAACAACAACAACAACAAAAUCAAAAUCAAAAUACUAAUGUUGAUGGAGAUGAUUACGGUAAUACUAGUACUAAUAACGAUCCAUUAUCUAAAUUAAGAAUGAAUGAUUUAAGAAAUAAAUGGAAAGCAGAAAGAGAACGAAGAAUUUUAGAAGAUCAAGAAGCCAAAAAAAGAUUUAAAGAACUAGAAUUGGAAAUUCAACGAUUGAAUGAAGUUAUUGGUAAUAAUAAUAAUAAUAAUAAUAAUAAUAAUAAACAAACUACAAAUGAUAACAACUAA